AGUGCCUUAGAUGUAAUUAAGUUUUUUAAAAUACCAAACGAUUAUUAAAUUAAACGAACAAAGAUGAAGUUACUACCAGUUUUUCUGGCAGUUGUUCUUUUUACUACUGUUGCAUCUGCUGCCAGUUGUGGAUCUUGUUCUCGAAUUGUUAAGCUCAAGAAACUUAAGGAGCAUCUUCGGAGUGGAGAAAGCAGUGAGAGUAUUGCAAGCAGUGUGAGUCACCAUCAUGGAAAACACCAUAAAAGCAGUGAAAGCGACGAUAGCGACGAUAGCGAUGAAAGCAGUGAAAGUGACGAGAGUAGUGAGAGUAGCGAAGAAUAUGUAAGGCCUGAGAAGCCUGGAGUUAGCGGCUCUCAUGAAGUUGGAUCUGGAUGGCCUGGACUGCCAGGACGACCUGGACGACCUGAACGACCUGAACGACCUGGACGACCUGAACGACCUGAACGACCUGAACGACCUGAACGACCUGAACGACCUGAACGACCUGAACGACCUGAACGACCUGAACGACCUGAACGACCUGAACGACCUGAACGACCUGAACGACCUGGACGACCUGGAUGGCCUGGAAAUGGAGGACCUGGAUCGGAAGGACCUGGAACUGGAGGACCUGGGUCAGAAGGUCCUGGAUCAGAAGCACCAGGAGUAGGAGGGCCAGGAGGUGAAGGACCUGGAUCUGAAACGCCUGGAUCAGGAGGGCCUGGAUCGGAAGGACCUGGAACUGGAGGACCUGGGUCAGAAGGUCCUGGAUCAGAAGCACCAGGAGCAGGAGGGCCAGGAGGUGAAGGACCCGGAUCUGAAGCGCCUGGAUCAGGAGGGCCUGGAUCAGAAGGGCCUGGACCCGAAGCGCCCGGAGCAGAAGGACCUGGCUCCGAAGGACCAGGAACAGGAGGGCCAGGAGGUGAAGGACCCGGAUCUGAAACGCCUGGAGCUGGUGGACCUGGAUCUGAAGGACCUGGUACUGGAGGACCUGGAAUUGAAGGGCCUGGAUCGGAAACACCUGGAAACGGAGGACCUGGAUCGGAGGGACCAGGAUCCGAAGCACCCGGAACAGGAGGGCCAGGAAUAGAAGGCCCUGGCUCUGAAAUACCUGGAACUGGAGGACCCGGAUCGGAAGCACCUGGUACUGGAGGACCUGGAAAUGAGGGACCAGGAUCAGAAGCACCUGGAACUGGCGGACCUGGAUCAGAAGGACCAGGAACUGGCGGCCCAGGAUCAGAAGCACCUGGAACAGGAGGGCCUGGAGCUGAAGGGCCAGGCUCUGAAACACCUGGAACUGGAGGACCCGGGUCUGAAACACCUGGUACUGGAGGACCUGGAUCGGAAACACCCGGAACUGGCGGACCUGGAUCUGAAACACCUGGAAACGGAGGACCUGGAUCGGAAACACCCGGAAAUGGUGGACCUGGAUCAGAAGGACCAGGAACUGGAGGACCAGGAUCAGAAGCACCCGAAUCAGGAGGACCAGGAGCUGAAGGGCCUGGCUCUGAAACGCCUGGAGCUGGAGGACCCGGAUCUGAAGCACCUAUCACUGGUGGACCUGGGUCAGGUGGACCUGGAUCUGAAGGACCUGGAACUGGCGAACCUGGAGCUGAAGGACCUGGAUCGGAAACACCUGGAACUGGCGGACCUGGAUCAGAAGGACCAGGAACUGGAGGACCAGGAUCCGAAGCACCCGGAGCAGGAGGGCCAGGAGUUGAAGGACCUGGCUCUGAAACGCCUGGAGCUGGAGGGCCCGGAUCUGAAGCACCUGGCACUGGUGGACCUGGGUCAGGAGGACCUGGAUCUGAAGGGCCUGGAACUGGAGCACCUGGAGCUGAAGGACCCGGAUCGGAAACGCCUGGAACUGGCGGACCUGGAUCUGAAGCACCUGGGAACGGAGGACCUGGAUCAGAGGGACCAGAAACUGGAGGACCAGGAUCCGAGGCGCCCGGAGCAGGAGGACCAGGAGGCGAAGGACCUGGCUCUGAAACACCUGGAACUGGAGGACCCGGUUCUGAAGCACCUAGCACCGGGGGCCCGGGAUCGGAAGGACCUGGAGCUGAAGGACCCGGAUCGGAAGGACCAGGAUCCGAAGCACCCGGAAUAGGAGGACCAGGAGCUGAGGGUCCUGGAACUGGAGGGCCUGGAUCUGAAACGCCUGAAACUGGAGGCCCUGGGCCUGAAGCGCCAGGAACUGGAGGACCUGGAUCUGGCGGACCUGGAUCAGAAGCACCAGGAACUGGAGGACCUGGAUCUGAAGCACCUGGAUCAGAAACCCCAGGAGCUGGAGGGCCCGGAUCGGAAGCACCUGGAACUGAAGCGCCUGGAAAUGGAGGUCCUGGAUCCGAAACACCUGGAUCUGGGGGACCAGGAUCUGAAGCACCUGGAAGUGGAGGUCCCGGAUCGGAAGGGCCAGGAUCUGAAGCACCUGGAACUGAAGCACCCGGAGUUGGAGGACCUGGAUCAGAAGCUCCUGGAACUGAAGCCCCUGGAUCUGGAGGACCUGGAUCGGAAGCCCCUGGAACUGAAGCACCUGGAUCUGGAGGAUCUGAAACUGAAGCGCCUGGAGCUGGAGGCCCUGGAUCGGAAGCACCUGGAACCGAAGUACCCGGAUCUGGAGGACCUGGAGCUGAGGGACCUGGAUCAGAAGCACCUGGCACUGAAGCACCUGGAUCUGAAACACCGGGAUCUGGAGAACCCGGAUCUGAGACACCUGGAACUGAAGCACCUGGAUCUGGCACUGAAGCACCUGGAUCCGAAACACCUGGAUCCGGAGGACCUGGAUCUGAAGCACCUGGAACUGAGGCGCCCGGAUCCGAAGCACCUGGAACAGAAGGACCUGGAUCUGAGGUGCCUGGAACAGAGGCACCUGGAUCCGAAACACCAGGAUCUGAGGGACCUUCCGAAGCACCUGCAACUGAAGCGCCUGGAUCUGAAGGGUCUUCUGAAGGACCUGGAUCCGAAGCGCCUGGAACUGAAGGACCUGGUGGAGCUGAAACCGAAGCGCCUGCAACUGAUGCACCUGGAACCGAAGAACCUGCAACUGAUGUACCUGUAACCGAGGCCCCUGUAACCGAAGAUCCUGGAAGUGAAGUGCCCGGAACUGCGGAGCCUGCAACCGAACAGCCAGGAACUGAAGAGCCUGCAACUGAAGAGUCUGGAAAUGAACCUGAAGCAACUACAUCUGCAUCUGAAGCCGAAGUAACGACUAACAGUGUAUAAACAAUUUACUGAAUUUUCAAAGCAGUUUCGACGAUUAUCCACCGAUUAUCGAAUAUUUGUUAUUACUACAAAUAAACUUUUGUCCAAAGAGAUACAUUCAUUAUAUACGAAUAAAGCACGCAUUGAAAGUA
Molecule: messenger RNA, 3335 nt
Organism: Hermetia illucens (black soldier fly)
Lineage: Eukaryota; Metazoa; Arthropoda; Insecta; Diptera; Stratiomyidae
Product: spidroin-2-like
Exons: 1
Coding region: 64-3204 (1046 amino acids)
Source: RefSeq, a predicted model, not a curated record